Messenger RNA from Radiomyces spectabilis, 582 nucleotides. RefSeq lists its product as uncharacterized. The record is from RefSeq and is a predicted model, not a curated record. Bases 1 to 582 code for a protein of 193 amino acids. The transcript is spliced from 2 exons. Lineage: Eukaryota; Fungi; Mucoromycota; Mucoromycetes; Mucorales; Radiomycetaceae.
AUGAGACGCUGUUUCUUUUCUGUUUCCUCUAUCAAAACCUCCAUCAAGGCCAUCGGCUGGCGCGAAGAGUUCAUCCAACCGUUGCGUGAGCUCGUAGCUCUCGUCCAUAACCUCAUCAAACACACUUUUCUAUUCGCGAAAUACAUUUUCCUGUCAGAGUUGUCAAAUGGAUUUGAGCUUCACGCUUAUGUCCAAGAAGGCUUUUUCGUUGAAGUCUUCCUCUCGCUCACAAACAGACGAACGAGAAGCAGCACCGUCAGAGCGGCGACCAGAACCUAUCGCGAUCUGACCAAUCCGUAUGUCGAAUCGUUUUGCGGCCACGCAUCGUUCACGCCACCAGAUCUACCAAACGUCCAGCAAAUUGCACUAUAUCAAGUAAAGCAGAUAUUUACCGCUUACAUCAAUAAUAUCAAAGAACGAUUUGGACCGCAUUUGCGGCGACUGGUUAAUUUGCUUCUUGUCAUAAAAAACCGGCAAAACAACCUUAAAGCACAAUUGCAAAACGAGGGCCUAUCUCAACGUGAAAUAUCAGCAAGACUUUCAACAAAAAAUCUACGAGCCCGCUACGAAGUCCAAGGUUGA